Messenger RNA from Ceutorhynchus assimilis (cabbage seed weevil), 4221 nucleotides. The record is from the annotation of a GenBank genome assembly. Lineage: Eukaryota; Metazoa; Arthropoda; Insecta; Coleoptera; Curculionidae.
AUGCAUUCAGCCUCUGAGGAAUUUGAGCGUCCUCCAAAUCCAAAAUAUAAGGCCAAUAUCUUUUCGACUCUCACUUUUUGGUAUGCGAUGAAAACAUUUAAAAUUGGCAGAAAACGUGAACUGGAAGAAACGGAUCUUACGGAACCGCUGGAAGAGCACAAAUCGUCAGUUUUAGGGGAAAAAUUGGCGCGAAAUUGGGCCAAGGAAGUGGCAGCUCGUAAAAAAGAAAAGGGUAAACCCAGCCUGUCUAAAGUGAUCAUAAAAACGUUCCGUCAUGAUAUCGUUUUCUAUGGAAUUAUUUUAUUUGUUAUGGAAAUUUGUGUGAGGCUUUUGCAACCGAUUUUUUUAGGACUAUUCAUAAGAUAUUUUAAUGCAAGCAACAUUGAAAGUACAGAAGAGCAAUACCCUCCUAUGUACAUAAUGCGAGUUUUCUUCUAUUUUUCCAAAAAUCAAGGCCGCAUUUCGAUAGAAGAGGCAUUCGUUUUUGCUAUCUGCAUCAUGGGGUGUAGUUUCAUUACAAUAGGAACCUUCCACCCUUAUAUGAUGGCAGCACUGCAUGUGGGCAUGCGGGUUAGAGUCGCCUGCUGCUCACUCAUCUACCGAAAAGCGCUUAGAAUCCGGCUCACAGAUCUUGGUGGUAAAACGGUUGGCAAUACUGUAAACCUAAUGUCAAAUGAUGUUAAUAGGUUUGAUUUUUCACCGCCUUUUUUGCAUUAUUUAUGGAUAGCGCCACUUCAAGCUGGACUCAUUGCCGUAUUUAUUUACUUUGAAAUGGGAAUUUCCGCGUUUUAUGGAAUGAUUGCAGUUGCUAUUAUUAUGCCUAUACAAAUCCUUCUAAGCUUAGCAACCAUCAAUCUUCGUCUAAAAUCAGCAGACAGAACUGACAACAGGGUGAGACACAUGAACGAAAUAAUACAGGCUAUACAAGUGAUUAAAAUGUACGCGUGGGAGAAUGCUUUUGCCCUAAUGAUCAGUGGUUUGAGAAAAAAAGAACUUGCGAUACUAUUGCUGACCUCAUACAUACGUGGAAUGACAAUGUCGUUUGUAAUGUUCACCUCGCGUUUGGGUAUAUUUUUGACUGUCCUAAGCUAUGUUCUAUUGGGCCAUGAAGUGACUGCAGAAAAAGUUUUCGUCAUCGGUGGUUUUUACAUGAUUAUUAGGCAAAAUAUGACAGUGUAUUUUCCUCAAGGAUUAAAUUCGGUAGCAGAAACCAGUGUGUCGAUAAAGCGUAUUGAAAGUUUUUUAUUGACUGGUGAAGCAACAGUAGGCGAUCGUUGUGUCUUAGAUCCAGACUUUGAUACGUUCGAACAAAAACGCAAGAGAGGCUUUUAUAGGCCAAUUUUAAAGAAACUUUCCAGUAGUACCCUUGACUCUGUAAUGAUUUCAGUACCAAGCAGAUUGUCAUAUAACCCUAGAAUGAGUGUAAGGGAAUCAGAUAGCGUUAGAGAGGCUUUAGUAUCUCUGACCGGGCUACCUUUGAGUGAGGGAGCAGAGGCGGAAGUUAUUAUUUUUAGAGGAAUAGCCAAGUAUGGAGAAGAUUUGUGUUUGGAUAAUAUUAAUCUUGGUAUGAAGGCAGGAGAGUUAGUAGCCAUUGUUGGGGCAGUAGGAGCAGGAAAAUCGUGCCUUUUAAAUUUGAUUUUGGGCGAACUAAAGCUUUUCAGUGGCAAAAUUGCUGUUCAUGGUGUUGUAUCCUACGCUUCUCAGGAACCCUGGUUAUUUGCUGGUUCUGUACGUCAAAAUAUUGUAUUUGGCAAAGAAUUCAAUCCUGAUAGGUACUAUCAAAUAGUAAAAGUGUGCGCCUUAAAACGAGAUUUCUCCUUGUUGCCUUAUGGAGACAGAACCAUUGUCGGAGAACGUGGAAUUUCGUUGAGUGGCGGCCAAAGGGCUAGAAUUAAUUUGGCUAGAGCCAUCUAUAAAGAUUCUGAUAUUUAUUUAUUAGACGAUCCACUAUCUGCUGUUGAUAUUCAAGUAGGCCAACAAUUAUUCGAAGAAUGCAUGGUUCGUUUUUUGAAAGACAAAAUCGUAGUUCUAGUAACCCACCAGCUUCAAUACCUGAAAAGAGCCGAUAAAUUGGUUAUAUUAAGCGAAGGUGCUAUACAAAUUCAAGGCACUUAUGACGAAAUUAAGCAAAGCGGCGUAUCUUUUGCUGUACUUCUUGAAGAGGCUGCCACCAUAGCAGGGCCAGCUGAGCAAGACAAAGAAUAUGAGAAAGUUUUAAGAGCAAUUUCUCUCACUAGCGCUGCUUUCAACAGUGCCAUAGACAUUGAAGGUCUUAAAGCAGGUCCUAGAUUGACACCUGAAAUGCGCACUCUUGGUAAAGUUAGCUUUACUAAUUACAAGGAGUACUUUCUGGCAGGCGGUAAUUGUUGUGUGCUAAUAGUCAUGGUGAUAUUUUUUAUUGGAGCUCAAUUCCUGGCAAGCGCGGGCGAUUAUUUUUUGAGCCAGUGGAUUACUUUGGAAGAAUUACGAGCGCAUUUUGGCCACGCGGAAGACGCAAAUUUUUGGAAUCAGUUUUCGAGGGAUAAUUGCAUCAAUAUCUAUACUGGUUUUAUGGUGGCAACCGUUAUUGUGGCCAUAACUAGGAGUUUGUUUUUUUUUUCGAUUUGUAUGAGAUCAUCUUUCAGAUUGCACAAUCGAAUGUUCGAAAGCAUAAUUUUAGCAGCCAUGCGAUUUUUUCAUCAAAACUCGUCCGGUCGAAUACUGAAUAGAUUCUCAAAAGAUCUUGGCCAAGUGGAUGAACUUUUACCAAUAGCUUUUAUCGAUACCACUCAGUUAUUACUCAAUCUUCUGGGGGCUAUAAUAGUGGUUUGCGUUGUAAAUGUUUGGUUUUUGAUUCCUGUCGCCGUCAUGUUGUGCCUAUUUUAUUUAUUGAGACGUUUUUACCUCAAGACCAGCAGAAGUGUUAAAAGAUUAGAAGGAAUUGCUCGUAGUCCCGUUUUUGCUCAUCUAAAUGCCACAUUGCAAGGAUUAGCAACAAUAAGGAACAAUUGUGCUGAAAAAGAGUUAGUGGCGGAAUUUGAUUACUUGCAGGAUUGUCAUAGUAGCGCCUGGUUUAUGUUCUUAUACACUUCCAGAGCCUUCAGCUUGUGGCUAGACUGGAUUACCGCCAUCUUUAUUGGUGUAGUUACAUUUACUUGCGUCAUCUACUCUAAAUCUAUUUACGGUAGCAGCGUCGGUUUAGUAAUAACUCAAGCUAUAGGUUUGACUGGUCUUAUUCAGUGGGGCUUAAGACAAUCAGCCGAGCUAGAAAAUCAAAUGACUUCAGUGGAACGCGUCCUAGAAUUUACUAAAGUCGAGCAUGAGCCUGAUUUAUUGAGUGCUCCUGAUAAAAAACCACCUCCUGCUUGGCCUAAAAAAGGACUUAUUGAGUUUUUGGAUACCACUAUGAGGUAUAGUCCCUAUGAACCGCCUGUUUUGAAGGAGUUGAACUUGACGAUUUUGCCACAACAAAAAGUUGGUAUUGUUGGUAGAACUGGAGCAGGUAAAUCCUCCCUUAUAGUCACCCUAUUUCGUCUAGCCUAUUACGAAGGUGAAAUUUACAUAGACCAUUUAGACAUUAGUGUUUUGGGGUUGCAUGAUUUAAGGCGAAAAAUUUCUAUCAUCCCCCAAGAACCCGUACUUUUUAAUGGUACUCUACGCUACAAUUUAGACCCAUUUACCGAAUAUAAUGAUGACAAAAUAAUGGCUGCUCUGAUAGCUGUAGAAGACAAGGAGGCAAUGACGAAAGGCAAAGAAUACUUAGAGAAAAUCAUGUCGGAGGGUGGUCAGAAUGUCAGCGUAGGUCAACGCCAAAUGAUAUGUUUAGCCCGUGCAAUUUUACGUGACAAUAAAAUACUAGUUAUGGAUGAGGCUACUGCAAAUGUGGACCCUCAAACCGACAAACUUAUCCAGACCACUAUAAGGACAAAAUUCGCGCAUUGUACUGUGUUAACUAUAGCCCAUAGAUUACACACGGUAAUGGAUUCGGAUAAAAUAAUUGUUAUGGACGCUGGGGAGGCUGUAGAGUAUGAUCAUCCUUAUAUUUUAUUGCAAAAUCCCAAAGGUUAUUUUUCGGAGUUGGUCAGGAAAACUGGGUCUGGGACUGCGACACAUUUGAGGAGAAUUGCCAAACAGAAUUAUGAAGAAAAACAAAAAGUUUCUCAAAUAUUAGAAAAAGACGAACAAGAACGUAGAGAAUCUUUUGUAUCAGCUACAACGAACCAGAGUUCCGACACACUCUAG